Messenger RNA from Cercopithifilaria johnstoni, 561 nucleotides. The record is from the annotation of a GenBank genome assembly. Lineage: Eukaryota; Metazoa; Nematoda; Chromadorea; Rhabditida; Onchocercidae.
AUGGAAAUACUGAUCGGUCGACUACGGACGACAAUCUUGGAUGCUCCAGAAAAAUCAGAUAUAUCGCAACAUCAUAAAAUUCAUUUCGAAAAUUUAUGCAAGGAACCCGCUGAUUUGAACUGGAGGUUAUUUCGAUGGUUUACUGAAACAUCCGAAUUAGAAAUUCUGGAAAUUAAUGAUGAAGAUUGGAAUCCUCCGGUACCAGAAUCAAGUUUCUGUAGUAUUGAACCAGUAACAGGCAUUAAUUCCACAACAAUGCAGCGAUCUCUAUGUCCAUGGCAGUGGAAAUUGAAUCACGAUGAAAAUCGAGAGCCAAAGAUUAUUUCUGAAGCACAUUGUUUAUGUCGUCGUAGUCGUGGAAGUUCAGGCUCAUUUUGCAUGCCAAUUAAACGACAAAUAGCUGUAUUGAAACGGACUCGAUGUGAUCCGACAACAGGUUACUACAAAUACACUCGGGCACUUCAAACUGUUACUGUUGGAUGUCAUUCAGUACUUCCAAGAAGCCAGAAAGCUAGUCCUUUGACAAAUUUGUAUAGAAAAACUAGUAUUGUUGAAAUUUAA